AUGGAGAGAAGCAGCAGCAAGAGCAGCAACCCGCUGCUCUGCGACUCAGAAGAUGAAACUCCUUGCCCACAGGACAACGAGCAGCAACAGCAUCAGCAGAAACACCGGCAGCAGCAGAAGCUUGGGGGACCCCUGAAGAAGAGCCGUAUAGACACCCCAGAGGGCUCAAGGGCCACGGGGGCCCUGCGGGUCUCCGCGGCAAACUGCAGCAGCAGCAGCUCUCCAAGUGCUGCUGCUGCUGCUUCCGUCAAACACAACGGUUCAGCAGCAGCAACAGCAGCAGAAGCAGCAGCAGCAACCGCAGCAACAGGACCAUCACCAGCAGCAGUUCCAGCUGCAGCAGCAGCAGCAACAGCAGCAGCAGCAGCAGCAGCAGAUGGGCGCUUUACUGGUGCAGUUGUGCAGGAUGGAGACCUCGUAGUGCUGAGGGACUUCGCAGGAAAAAGAAGUCUGCUUAGGGCGCGGCUAAACGCGGAGCAGCAGGGGACCCCCUCAGCCUUCUCCUUUAAUGAGGGCCUCCUUGUGGGGGCCCCCUAUGGCAGCACUUUCUCUUGGGGCGGGCAUCGCUGGCUGCGGACGCAGAGACACCCGAGCAUCCCUGAGGGAGACAAUCGAGGGAUCGUAGACAGCGGCGCAGCGCAGCGGCUGACGGCUGGGGAAAUCGAGAGACUGAAAGGAGCCGCCUCAGCAGCAGAAGUAAUACGAGAAGUGGCGGCUAACAGCGCCACCUUUGAGCAGCGGACAGCAUUUUCAAAGCAGAAGUAUAUUAUUAAAAAGGCAAAAAGGCAAGCAGCAGCAGCAGCAGCAGCAGCAGUAACAGCAGCAGCAGCAGCAGCUGUGUGUGCGUCUUAUUAG
Eimeria acervulina is the source of this 855-nucleotide messenger RNA. RefSeq lists its product as hypothetical. The transcript is spliced from 4 exons. The coding region runs from base 1 to 855 and encodes 284 amino acids. Gene Ontology annotation, cellular component: tRNA (m1A) methyltransferase complex; nucleus. Lineage: Eukaryota; Apicomplexa; Conoidasida; Eucoccidiorida; Eimeriidae. The record is from RefSeq and is a predicted model, not a curated record. Gene Ontology annotation, biological process: tRNA methylation.